AGCAGAAGGGUCUACGCAAAGUAAAGUCAGACCACGGCCAACAGGAACUACGCAGGAAGGAAUAAACAACUAACAAAACUUUAAACCAUUGGUUACCUUUAGAUUUGAAAAGAUGAACAGAUUGUUUGGACGAACAAAAUCUAAGGAACCACCGCCAAAUAUAACUGAUUGCAUUGCUGGGGUCGACAGUAGAGCAGACUCGGCAGAGAAAAAAAUAGCUCGGCUUGAUGCAGAACUCAAGAAAUAUAAGGAUCAAAUGGUGAAGAUGAGAGAGGGGCCUGCAAAGAAUGCAGUUAAAGCCAAGGCUUUGCGAGUUCUUAAACAACGGAAAAUGUACGAAUCACAAGUUGAUAAUUUACGUCAACAGGCGUUCAAUAUGGAGCAGGCCAAUUACGCUACACAGACUUUAAAGGACACUCAAGCUACCGUUGUUGCCAUGAAAGAAGGGGUUAAGCAAAUGCAAAAAGAGUUUAAAAAUAUAAAUAUCGAUAACAUUGAGGAUAUGCAAGACGAUUUAGCGGAUAUGUUAGAACAAGCUAAUGAGGUACAAGAGGCAAUGGGUCGAACUUACGGAGUACCUGACAUUGAUGAGGAUGAACUUGCCGCAGAGUUAGAUGCUCUUGGUGAUGAUCUUGCUUUGGAUGACGAUACUUCGUAUUUGGAUGAUGCCAUUAAAGCACCUAGUGCUCCGGAUAAAGAACCUGGUGCGAGUUCAAUUAGAAAUAAGGACGGUGUCUUGGUAGAUGAAUUUGGAUUACCACAAAUACCAGCUACUUAAAUUUUUUACAUUUGUUGUCAUUGCCACUUAAUCUGCUAUAAGCCAAUUAAUCAUACAGGCACGUUCAAAGCCAAUGGGUGCUCCCUGGGUUUAUGAUACGUAUCUUUACACAAGAAACUUGUUACAAUCUACAUCAAACUAUAAACAUAAGUAGCAAAAGAUAUGCAGAUUUUGCCAUACUAAUUCUUGCAACAAGCUUGGCUGUUUCGAUAACUAUUUAGGAGUUGUAUUUCAAUUGCUUGCAUGUUUUAGGUACACGUUUCGUAAGUAAUGCAUAUUAUAUUUAAAAGUCAGUGAUUUAUCGGUUCUUAUAAUGUCUGUUACACAAUCUUUUGUUACUAAUAAAUAUAAUUGGUUAAAUUAACUGUAAUCUA
Orussus abietinus is the source of this 1152-nucleotide messenger RNA. RefSeq names its product charged multivesicular body protein 5 (gene Vps60). Gene Ontology annotation, cellular component: multivesicular body. NCBI's taxonomy places the organism in Eukaryota, Metazoa, Arthropoda, Insecta, Hymenoptera, Orussidae. Bases 113 to 778 code for a protein of 221 amino acids. The transcript is spliced from 5 exons. The record is from RefSeq and is a predicted model, not a curated record. Gene Ontology annotation, biological process: vesicle budding from membrane; late endosome to vacuole transport via multivesicular body sorting pathway.